GCCGUUGAUGCGGCGGGUGUUGCGGUCGCUUCCUCAGGCGCAGGCGCCGUAUACUUAACUCGCCCAGCGUCUCAGCUGGCUGUGUAUUCGUUAUGGCGACCCAGCAGCGGCCCUUCCACCUGGUAGUGUUCGGCGCCUCUGGCUUUACCGGCCAGUUCGUGACCGAAGAGGUGGCCCGGGAGCAGGCUGUCUCAGAACGGAGCUCCCGACUGCCCUGGGCCGUGGCGGGUCGUUCCCGGGAGAAACUGCAGCAAGUGCUGGAGAAGGCUGCUCUGAAACUGGGACGACCAACACUAUCGUCUGAAGUUGGAAUAAUAAUUUGUGAUAUCAGUAAUCCAGCCUCACUUGAUGAAAUGGCUAAACAGGCAACAGUUGUCCUCAAUUGUGUAGGACCAUAUCGAUUUUAUGGAGAACCUGUAGUAAAAGCAUGUGUUGAAAAUGGUACUAGCUAUAUCGACAUCUGUGGAGAACCUCAGUUUCUGGAACUAAUGUAUUGGAAGUAUCAUGAGAAAGCUGCAGAUAAGGGGGCUUAUAUCAUUGGAAGCAGCGGCUUUGACUCCAUUCCAGCAGAUCUGGGAGUAUUAUAUACCAGAAAUAAAAUGAACGGUACUCUGACAGCUGUGGAAAGUUUCCUGAGUAUAAAUUCAGGACCUGAGGGAUUGUGCAUUCAUGAUGGUACCUGGAAGUCAGCAGUUUAUGGUUUUGCAGAGUCAGAGUAAUUGAGAAAACUACGAAAAGAAGCAAACCUGAAGCCUGUUCCAUUCAUUGGUCCAAAAUUGAAAAGAAGGUGGCCAAUUUCUUACUGUAGAGAACUCAACACAUAUACCAUUCCUUUCUUGGGAGCUGAUGUAUCUGUUGUGAAACGAACUCAGCGCUACUUGCAUGAAAAUUUAGAGGAGUCACCAGUUCAAUAUGCUGCUUAUCUCAAUCUGGGAGGCAUCACCUCUGUUAUUAAGCUGAUGUUUGCAGGACUUUUCUUUUUGUUGUUGGGGAAGUUUAGCACUGGAAGGCAACUUCUCAUAAAAUUCCCAUGGCUCUUCUCCUUUGGUUAUUUUUCAAAACAAGGCCCAACGCAAAAACAGAUUGAUGCCUCAUCAUUUACAAUGAUGUUCUUUGGUCAAGGAUAUAGCCAAGGCCUUUGUACUGAUAAGAGCAAACCCAAUAUUAGAAUCUGUACUCAGGUGAAAGGACCAGAGGUUGCCUAUGUAGCUACCUCCAUAGCUAUGGUGCAGGCAGCCAUGACGCUUCUGAAUGAUGCCUCUGAUCUUCCUAAGGUGGGUGGGGUCUUCACACCUGCAGCAGUCUUCUCCAGAACGAAGUUGACUGACAGACUCAACGAACGUGGCAUUGAAUUUAGUGUUAUUAGCAGUUCUGAAGUCUAAAAUUUGAAGAAUUAACCAGUCAUAAAACGCAUGAAUUAGCAGCUUCUGUAUUUGAUAUUUGAAAUUCUUCUAUAAUCCUGCCUGACUAUAUGUGGAAAAGAUUGUGAAAUCUGAAAUAGCUACAAAUUAAAAGCAGGACAUUUAAUAUAUAAUAGCUUACCCUAACUCAAAUCGCAGCUGAUCUUGUGAUUUUAUUGCUUUGGAGAGAGAGCUAAUAUUUGACUUACUUUUUCAUUGAAGAAUUAAUGAUAAGUUUUUAUAAAUGAGCUGGCAGAUCAGAUGGUAGAGUAAGUAUCCCUGUCUGCGUUGCUAACAGCAAUUCCUCAAUGAGGGUACCCUGGGCUGGCAUUUGUUGAGGGCAGUAACUGCUACUUUCCUUGUCAUGAUGUUGAAUGGAAUCACAUUAAAAUGGAAACCAGUGAGUUUCUCUACAUGUCGUGUGGGUCUUUGCUAAACGAAACUGUACUUUUUGGCAUCUUGGCCAAGUUUUUCACCUGUCUACACUGACUGAUUUCGGACUGCUACGUAAGUUAAAUAAUAAAGGAUUGUCAGUUGAA
This is a messenger RNA of Choloepus didactylus (southern two-toed sloth), 1939 nucleotides long. RefSeq names its product saccharopine dehydrogenase (putative) (gene SCCPDH). The record is from RefSeq and is a predicted model, not a curated record. Gene Ontology annotation, cellular component: mitochondrion; plasma membrane; lipid droplet. Bases 93 to 719 code for a protein of 208 amino acids. Gene Ontology annotation, biological process: glycolipid biosynthetic process. The transcript is spliced from 12 exons. Lineage: Eukaryota; Metazoa; Chordata; Mammalia; Pilosa; Megalonychidae.